AAGAGCAGCCAAUCAGUGGGCGCGCCGGUGAAAACGAGCCAAUCGUGGAGCCGGCUGGGUGUGGGGGCGGGAACAGUUGGCUCAGGUGGACUAGGCUGGAGUAGGCUUCUUGGGCAAACUGUCUGGCUGCUGCCCUGCUGGAGUCCGGCUGCCAGGCACGCGGGACGUCAUGAGCCGGUUCCUGAGCGUGCUGCGGAGCUGGUUGGUGAUGGUGUCCAUCAUCGCCGCGGGGAACACACUGCAGAGUUUCAGGGACCACUCCUUCCUCUAUGAGAAGCUCUACACCGGCAAGCCAGACCUUGUGAACGGCCUCCAGGCUCGGACCUUUGGGAUCUGGACCCUGCUGUCCUCCCUGAUUCGCUGCCUCUGUGCCAUCGACAUCCACAAUAAGACGCUCUACCACAUCACACUCUGGACCUUCCUCCUCGCACUGGGCCACUUCCUCUCCGAGUUGUUCAUCUAUGGGACCGCAGCCCCCACGAUCGGCGUCCUGGCACCCCUGAUGGUGGCAAGUUUCUCAGUCCUGGGCAUGCUGGCGGGGUUCCGCUACCUGGAGGCAGAACCAGCAUCCAGACAGAAGAAGAGGACCUGAAGCCGGGCCCCACGCCGCAGACUCUUCCGCUCUCUCCCCCUUGAGUGCUUCUUUCCUGCCCUUUCAGCAGCCCCCACAGCCACCUCUAACCUUUUAUGUUCCGGUUCCUUUUUGUAACAAAGAGAAAAAAAAAAGACAUGAACAAGCCGUUGAGGAUCUACAAAGGCCAUCAGGCAAGAAUAGCACCGUCGCACUGUCAUCCAGUUGUUCCUUUCCUCGAGCGGGCACCAGUAACGUCUCCAUUGUGAGACUCGUUACUGUUUUGGCAUAUCGAAUACGCCAUGGUUAGCUUGCCGGGCUCUCCGAGAGGGACGGAGGAAUCGAAUCCGGGUCGGCCGCGUGCAAGGCAAAUGCCCAGGCAAGAAUAGGACAUGUACAAUGUAAAGACCUGAUUGAAUAGCCCCUUCCAUGCAGAUCAAGGAAUCACCAGCCAUCCUGUGCCACUCUCAUCUCCCACACCCCCUUCCCAGCCCUUGCCACCCGCCUUCCCAGCCCGCACCCUGCCUUCUCAGCCCCAUCUGCCUUCCCUUUCCUAUCCCCCCAGUCCUCCCUCCCCACUUGUUUGUAUCCUUGAUGUGACAUGCGCCGUGGGAACCAUGAACUGUGACUCACAUCCAUUGCCACUGCCCCUAAGGGCUGCUGCCAGGGCCUGUCCACCACGGUGGGCUCCUCUCUGCUGCUGGACCCCACUCUGAACUGCCCAGGGGACGAUGGUAGCUCUUCUAAGAAGGGCCUCCCGGGCAUGCGGGCUCAUACCUGGACAGCAGCGGGGAGGGCGGGGAGCCUGGGCUGUUUUUAGACCUGCUGGUCAACCGUAUUUGUGUAACAAAUUUUGUAAUAAACAGAAGAUCCCUUCA
Sorex araneus (European shrew) is the source of this 1449-nucleotide messenger RNA. It is a transcript of the gene ERG28, whose product is annotated as ergosterol biosynthesis 28 homolog. The transcript has 5 exons. Gene Ontology annotation, cellular component: membrane; endoplasmic reticulum. Gene Ontology annotation, molecular function: protein-macromolecule adaptor activity. Bases 170 to 592 code for a protein of 140 amino acids. NCBI's taxonomy places the organism in Eukaryota, Metazoa, Chordata, Mammalia, Eulipotyphla, Soricidae. The record is from RefSeq and is a predicted model, not a curated record.